Molecule: messenger RNA, 1403 nt
Organism: Rhipicephalus microplus (southern cattle tick)
Lineage: Eukaryota; Metazoa; Arthropoda; Arachnida; Ixodida; Ixodidae
Product: NFATC2-interacting protein
Biological process (GO): positive regulation of transcription by RNA polymerase II; cytokine production
Molecular function (GO): protein binding
Source: RefSeq, a predicted model, not a curated record
AAGCCAAGCCCAGCCGCCCAGCAUUAGGUUAGCCGGGUGGUAUUUUGAUUGUGUGCCGUUGUGUGCGGAUCAUAACACUGUUUUUGUUCACUAGUUUGUAUAAAUAAAGCACCGCUACUGUCCGCUUGAUUAUUCUAGCGCUCGCAAGAAGAACGUCUGGCAAGGAACGGCGCCGCAGAAUCUUCUAAUGCCUCGAAGACGCAAGAUCACGCCUUCCAGUCAGCCCGUCGAAUUGAAGCAGGAGGAACAGUCUGCAAACCAGAAAGAAGAGCAAUUUUUCGACGUCGGCAACUCGAGGAACCUGUUUGGGUCGAAUAUCUUCUCUAAAGAUGCCAUUCUGGAGGUGGAGAACCGCUUAAAACAAUCGACAGGAAACCAGAACACUGGGCUUGCCAGCAAAUGUACACCAAAGACGAAGGCUGCCGCCGAGAACCUGCACGAGGCUGAUGAUGAGUGUAUCGUCCUGUCCCAAAACAGCAAAUCAAGUACAGCCAGUGGGAAGUCUCUUAGAAGAAGUAGAAGAAAACGGGUCCGGCAACAGACACCUUCCUCUCCUGUGGGUCCCACUAAGGAGACAUUGCAAAUUUUGCAGAAAUUGGAAAUGCUGGAAAAAGCGACUUGCCUGGACAUUACCUCAUCAGACGACGACUCAACAGACAGCUUGGUGUGUCUAGAUGAAAGCCCUGUGUCACUGCCAAAAGAAGAGGAAAACCUGAUUCUCAUGGUGCAAUGCCAGUAUCGAAUGCUCAUGUACACCAUACCUCGGGACAAACCUUUUGCCGAGAUCUUGGAGAAGCUGGCUGACGAGUGUGGUGUGGAAACACGUCAAGUGAUGCUGUUGGCAAAGGAGCAGCCUGUCCAGCCUGAGGACACACCACAAAGCCUUGGCUUGUCAUCAGCCGACAGCCUAAAUUGCAUCAUAAGGAAGUAUGCAGGUAAUUCCAGCAAGACAGCAAAUAUUAUCACGCUGAGGUUCCAGUGUGCCCACAAACACGGCUCAGAGAGCAUUGAAGUAGCCCCGGACGAGCCUUUGCAGAAGGGGGCCAAGACGUUUGCCGAAAAACUUGGACUUCAAUUUUCCAAGCUUGUUUACAAGUUUGACGGAGAGAAAGUGCAGCUUCGCAGCACCCCAGAAGAGCUGGGCAUGGAAGAUGGUGACUGCAUUGAUGUUUCGAUUCGAUCUUGAAGCCAAAUGUUUGGAGCAACUGCGGUCCCACGCAAAAUUUUCGAAAUUAAAUGUAUUGGCAAUAUUGUGGAGAGUAGGAGAAGGGGUAUGGAUAUGGACAUCUAGGAGUGCAUUUUUUAAAUUUAAGAUACUAGAAAAUUUUUCACUUUCUGCCGUAAACUGUCCCUGAAAAGUUUCUUUACACCCACAAUUGUCAUGCAGUGUAUUUUUAAAUUUA